Messenger RNA from Thecamonas trahens ATCC 50062, 4317 nucleotides. RefSeq names its product TKL protein kinase. The record is from RefSeq and is a predicted model, not a curated record. Gene Ontology annotation, biological process: protein phosphorylation. NCBI's taxonomy places the organism in Eukaryota, Apusomonadida, Apusomonadidae. Gene Ontology annotation, molecular function: ATP binding; protein kinase activity. Bases 1 to 4317 code for a protein of 1438 amino acids. The transcript is spliced from 3 exons.
AUGCCGAUUCGCGACGCGUCCAAGCCCGAUGUGUUUGGCUCCUUGUUCCUCGACUUUGUAGACGAAGGUCAUCUGACAGACUUGACCUCGCUGUGGAGCAAGUACGGGUGGGCGCAGCGCAUGCCACAGUCGCUGAUGGACCGAUCGCGCGGCCGCGACGGCAACUUCUACUUUGUACCGUUCAACAUGGACGGUUUUGGUCUGUACUAUCUCCAGCCGGCGCUUGCAUCCACCGGGCUCUCUCAUCCACCCGAGACCUGGCAGCAACUGGAAGCUUUCUGUGCGGCGUGGAAGAUGGCGACGUCGAACCCGUGCCUCACUCUUGCCAACAUCAUUACUAUCGAGCCGUUCAUCUGGUUUGACUACAUCAACUGGCGGAUGCACGGACACGAGUUCCACCGGGCGUGGCUCAACGGCGACGUGGCAUUUACCGACCCUCGCAUCAACGCCACAACCGCCUCGCUCUACCACUUUCUCUCGUCGGGCUACAUCAAAGUCGACGGCUCGUUGGCUGACUUUUACACGGGCACGUCACCGCUGUCUGUUUUCACCGAGGCCGUGCACAAGUUCUCACCCGUUCUCACCAACAGCACUGCCUUCCUCUCGCUCAUCAAGCAUACCACUUUCCCCUCGAUGAAUGCAGCAGUCCCCCGGACUGAAACCGAGGGCAUAAUCUCGCUCCGGUACUGCAUCCCGACCAAUGCUGGCAACGCUGCUGGCGCGCGCGACUUUCUCGAGUGGCUCAUGCUGCCGUCGACACAGAGCGUUUACUUUGCGCUUGCGCCGAUCACAACACCUGUGCUCAACACUACAACGCCAGGGGAUCCGAUUCUCAAAGCGGUUGCGGACACUAUGUUCUCAGCAGCGAACCUGCUGCAUCUUUCAUGGGAAGGCCUCGACUCGGCGAUUGUGCGCACCGAGUGGUCAGAGGAUUUUGACGCUUGGUUCCGCAACUCGUCACGGCCAUCACCCGAGUCCAUGCUCGCCAAGAUGGAGGCGAAGCGGAUCGAGGCCUACUUUUCGGUUGCUGUCACCCCGACCGCCUCGCCGGAGCCUGGUACCUUCACCUCUGCCCUUGAGAUCACAUUGGGCACACUUACCGACGGCGCAGAUGUGUACUACACGCUUGAUGGCUCGAUCCCAUUCGACGGUUCGCUCAAGUACUCUGAGCCGAUUCGCAUCGACACCUCGACGUUUGUCAUUAUUCGGGCAGUGGCCAUUCGGCCUGGCCUUUCCAAGUCGCCUUUUUUUGAGGGGACGUACAGGGUUGUUUUGCCGUCGCCAUUGCCGGCAGCAUCGUCGCCCACGACCCUCAUCUUGCUCGCCACGCUAGGUGCCGCCAUUGUGGUCGGCUGCAUUGGCAUCGGCGGCUUUGUCUACUAUCGAUCGCGGACCAAGUCCGUGACGUUUAUGCUCAAGGGCGACGACCAGCUCCUGGUGGCAUACGAGGAUCUGGACGGACUCAAGCCCAUCGGCAUGGGCUCGUUUGGCACCGUGUACAAGGCCAGCUACCGCGGCACGACCGUGGCCAUCAAGGAAAUGCACACCCGCAAGCUCAACGAGGAGCUCAUCGAGACGUUCCUCGCCGAGGCCCGGGUCAUGCUCAACCUUCGCCACACCAACAUUGUGCUCUUUAUGGGCGCGUGCCUCCAUCCGCUCGUCCUCGUCACCGAGUACAUGUCGCGUGGCUCUCUCUACGAUGUCAUCCACAACGAAAACUGCGAGAUCGGACUCGGGCUCAAGGUCAAGCUCGCGCUUGACAUGGCGCGCGGCCUGGCUUUCCUCCACUCGCACUCGUUCCUCCACCGCGACCUCAAGUCGCUCAACAUUCUCGUCGAUGAAAACUGGGUGGCAAAGGUCGCUGACUUUGGCAUGACCUCGUUCAAGCUGCCGUCGGCGUCCGCUAAGACCAAGCCUUCCAGGUCAAAGGUCUGGACAUCUACCAUGGGCCACGGCGAGACAGCAAUGGCUAGCUCAAUCUCGGUCGGCCAACAAUCUGUGGUGAUGCAACCGCCGGCGCACAUUUCGCGCUCAGAUGGCGUCACCUCGUCCGACGACGAUGAUGCACGGAUCGAGCUUCUCGGCUCGAUGUACUGGACCGCGCCUGAGGUGCUCGAGAACGCCGAGUCCUACACGGAGGCCUCAGACAUGUACUCGUUUGGCAUCACACUGUGGGAACUCUUUGCACGGGCGGACCUCUUUGUCGGCCAGCACCCGUUUGCGGUGGCCAUCGGCGUGCUCUCGGGCGAUCUCCGCCCGGACGUCUACCAAGUCCCACUUGAUUGUCAGGUUGUAGUCCCGCUAAUGGAGCGGGCAUGGGCCAAAGCGCCGUUGGCGCGCCCUGCGUUCUCUACCGUCAUCGAGGAGCUGGACGCCAUUCGCGACUCGGUUCCGGUAGUUCUGCCCAAGACCGAUGUCGAGCCGGUCGGCACUGUUGUGUGUGCUACGGUCAUGGUUGGCCAUCUCGUCGAGGCAAUGGAGGUCAUCCCGCGCGAGUUCGGCUCGGUUCUCCUUGUCUUCCACAAGUAUGUGGAAAAGGCGGCUGCCAAGUCGCUCGGCUAUGUGUGGCGGCAGGAAGUCGACCGAGCAUACCUCACGUUUUCCAAGCCGACCCACUUUGUGCGGUUCAUCGACCGGCUCCUCCGGUCGAUGGAGAGCCACAGGUGGCCACGGGCGUUGCUUCGCGAGUCAUUUGGUGCACCAGUGACGUCGCCUGAAGGCGAAGUUGUGCUCCGUGGGCCGCGGGUGACAAUCGCAGCUACCUAUGGCUCCACCAACAGCGCCCGCGACCCGCGAACGUACCUGCUCCAGUACUCGGGCGCCCCGAUCACCGAACUUUGCGAGCUCGAGUCGAUGAUCUUGCCGGGCCAGAAUCUGGUCACCGAGCCGCUGCUGCGUGAAACGCAGACUGCGCUGCUCGAAGCCAACUUUCAGCUGUCGUCGUCGCCGAUGUACAUUGCGUCACACGGCCAGCUGUUUCAGAUCGCCCGCAAGGGGCGUGCCCUUGACUUCAACUCGUUCUACGCGUCCAACCAGUGGUCGUCGGCGCGGCCUCGCCACUCGGCAUUCGACCGCACAUCGCUCAAGCACUCGAUGACUCUGACGCUACCACAGGUUCUGAACCAGUCACACAGUGGGCCUCCUGAAAUGGCGUCGUCGACUUGCCCGGCAGCGACGUCUGCAGACCCUGCGCCCGAGGUGCGCAAGCCCUCCCGCCGCGCCAACAAGGUUGCCCCGCAGCCGUCUUCCUCCUCGUCGUCUUCCUCGUUGCAGGUUGUCUCUGCAGCUGAUGACGACCGGCCGCCGCUGCCAUCGUCCGAAUCGGAGAGCUCGUUCUCUGCUCGCCCCAAGCCAAAGUUGGGGCUGUCGACGUCGAUUCGGCUCCACGCCUCGGCCUCGUUCCCGACGUCCAAUUCGGCAGCAGUACUCGAGGCCGGAUCGCCAUGGAUCAUCGCGCUUGACACCAUGAACGCGGCUUUGACCAAGGCGACCCGAGUCGGUGUCGGCUCGUACACUGAGUCGUUUGUGAGCGAGUGGGCAAAUGGAAGGAUUGUGCUCAUCAAGAAGUUGUUGCAGCAGCAUGCAUCGAUCGAGUACCGCAUCAUGUUCCUUGUCGACAUUUGCCUUCUCCGGCAACUGCGGCACCAAGCACUCCUUCCGCUUCAGGAGAACGGAUCGGUUGCCGACACGCUCUUUUCCCACGGACCGCCGUCGAUCUUUCCGCCGUCGACCAUGUCGGCUAUGUUUGCCGAGCGCAAGAGGAGAAAGCGCCGCGACCGGCAACCGGUCCUGUCCCUCGCGGACAAGCUCUGCAUCAUGCGGGCCAUCCUCGAUGGGCUUCACUACCUCCAUCAGCGCGGACAUUCGUUCUCGGGCCUCAAGCCCACCAACAUCCUCCUCACCACGGUCGAGAACGCCAAUGGCUCCAUCGGCUUCUCGGCCGUCCUCUCUGACUACGGCCUCGUCGAGCUCAAGCAGUCGCUCGGCACCAUGACCAUGUCGCAGACAGCCAUGUACGAGUCACCCGAGGUGCUCCGUGGCGAGGAGCGGACUCAGGCAUCGGACGUCUUUUCGUUCGGCACCAUCCUCUUUGAGCUCUUUACCGAAGAGACGGUCUUCCCUCGGACCAUGAAUGCCAUGGAGGUGGCCUUUGCCAUCGCUCGCGGCUUUGAGGUCGUCAUCCCAUCGUCGGUCCCGCUCGAGGUGGCCGACAUCAUCACCUCGUGCUGGGCCACCAAUCCUACCCUUCGCCCCACCGUCGCCUCGCUCAAGGCCUCCAUCGAGACCUUUGAGAUCAUGGAGCACUCAUCUGGAUAA